AAAUUCGACGUGAAGGACUUCAUCAGCUCGGUCUCGGAGCAGCUAAUAAGCAAAUCUGCGCAAGGUUCUGGCCCCUAUGACCCGAAGCCCUUCAUCGCCAACUUCGAGGCAGCUGUGGACAAACUUAUCACGAUCCGGAAAGACGUUCAAGCAAACACCGAGCAAAUGGAGAAGAGCGUCCGUAUUGCAGAGCGAGAAUAUUCGAAGAAGAUGGCAGAGUUGAAUAAGGGCUUUGAGGCUGUAGGCACCAAUUUCUCCGGAAUGGAAAGCAAGAUGAACGAAGUUGGCCGCACCGCUAUACGGAUAGGCGAGCAACUCGAAUCGAUCACUCUAGAGAGACAGAGAGCUCAAGCUGCCUAUGACCUCAUUGACUACUACAAUCAAUUCUCUCGCGGUGAUACAAGUCGCUUGGACGCCCUUAAGAAAGAAAACGGACGAGAAGGCCGACGUCAAGUUGCGAUCAUAUUGCGAAGGUUGAACACGGUAGCCAAAGAAGUUGAUCUUCCUAGUGCCGAUAAGACCCGUGAAGCUAUCGACAGAUACUGCGAGCGGUUCGAGAAGGAGAUGCUCUAUCUGUUCGACAAGAGCUAUCGGCGAGGUGAUCCAAAGUUGAUGAACCAUGUCGCCCAAACGUUAUUGGAGUUCAACGGCGGGACUUCUUGCGUCCAGGUAUACGUUAAUCAACAUGACUUCUUCAUCAACCGGGUUGCCAAGGGGGUCGAUACCAAUGCAAACUCCGCACUCUGGAACUCGUUGGCUGACCCAGAUGCCAGCCCCCCGAAGUCUGAAACUGCGCUCGCAGACCUCCUUAGCGAAAUACGUUCCACAAUGGGACAAGAGGCCGAGAUAGUUCGAGCUGUCUUCCCGAAUCCGCCAUUCGUGAUGCAGGUAUUUCUCCAGCGUGUUUUCGCGCAGUCCAUACAACAACAUAUGGAGUCCCUGCUGAAUCGCGGCAAUGCCAUAUCCGACCUCGCAUUUCUCCGUAUUUUGCAGCUCGUGCAUGUUCAGACCUCCGCUCUGGUAGAUGAUCUCAAGACAUACGAGCUUUCUGCAAUUGUACUCGCGCCCAGAGGCACUUCCGAGUAUCGUGCUGCCACUGCUGCGGGUGUGACAGGUGCCUCCGGUGGACCCCAGACCAUGACAGCCAUGCUGGAGACCGCUAUGGAAGAACUGUUUGUGCCGUAUACUGAAGGCUAUCGAUAUUUAGAGAGGGAGAGCAAGAGUCUGGCGGAGCUAUACGGCGAUCGUCUCAGCGCCUUCACGCGAUACCACGCGAGAGCGCAGGAAGGUGACAAAUCGACCAUGUUCGGGAGAAUGAUGACCGCAGCAGGCGCCACUGGCACUAGCUCGGCUGCUGCCGCUGCUUUGAUGCGUUUCGGAGGCAUAAACAAGGGUACUCCUGCUCCGGCUGAAAAGCCUGAAGAAGACCCCGCCCGGGAAGAGGACGGUAUCUUGAGUAUAGACGUUGCCGAGCAGAUGCUCAAGUGGCAUGCAGAGGCCAUUGGUCGAUGCGUGGAGCUGAGCUCGCCAAAUGACGUACCUAAGCACACCUUCUCGUUGUUCCGGGUACUUACUGAUGCCCUCGGCGUUGGUUAUAUCGAAAUCGCGCUGGAAACGGCACGCGUUCGGCUUCAAGCUAACGACACCAAGACAGAGCCCAAUCUCAGCAUUUUGGCUGUCCUGCGUUCAGUUGACCUGAUCUGCCAUCUAUGGCAACAAUAUGUGAACAUUGCGCUUUUCCCGCUUGCCAGUAGUUCUGUCGUCGUGCGUCGCGAGAUGGCGGUCUUCAAUAACCAAACAGUCAGCCGUAUUGAAGGCGCUGCCAACGCCGUGAUGCAACUGAUCAUAGACACCACCGUGUCCUGGCUGCGUUCACAGCUGGACAAGCAAAAGCGCGUGGACUUCAAGCCGAGAAACGACGAUGAAGCAUUCGCCCGGGUCAAUACUGAACCAUGUAUAGCCUCUUGCGAGUUUUUGGAGAGAGUCCGCGAUGCAGCCAAGCAACAUCUUAGUGGCAGGAAUCUCGAGAUAUUUCUGACUGAAAUAGGGGUUGCAUUCAAUGGGCUGCUGCUUGAGCAUUUGAAAAAAUUUCCAAUAAGCGCUACAGGCGGCUUGAUACUUGCAAAGGAUCUUAAGUCCUACCAAGACGUUGCUGAAAGCUUCGCGCUCCCAUCACUACACGAGCGGUUUGAAUUUCUCCGCGAAUUGGGAAACCUCUUCCUCGUGCGACCUGAAGUCCUCAAACAGUACAUCACUGAGAAUGCUCUGGGGCGCAUCGACACGGCACUCCUCAAGCCAUAUCUUGUUCAACGCGCGGAUUGGGGACAGGUCGAGAAGGUUUUCAGCGAUCUCGGCUUUCCCAAUGGCGAAGGUGCCGGUGAAGACAGUAUUGCGCCCAAUUCAGCGAAAGGAUUAGGCUUCCGCGACCGCUUUGGUGGUCGCCUGAGCACAAUGAUCAAGGACCUUGACCUCGAUCGGAUGCGUCUCGGCGAAAACAUCAACAUGCCUGCGAUAACUUCCGGGUUCGGUGGGCUUUCGAAUAGGAUGUCAGGGAUGCAGGUCUCAGCUGGGAUCUCGUCCGGCAUGGGUGCACGUAUGAGCGCGUUCGCAGGUAACUACUCAUGGUCCAACGGGGCAUUUGGGGCGGGCCAGAGAACAUCAGGAGGGUCGUCAUAA
Messenger RNA from Punctularia strigosozonata HHB-11173 SS5, 2676 nucleotides. RefSeq lists its product as uncharacterized. Gene Ontology annotation, biological process: exocytosis; Golgi to plasma membrane transport. Lineage: Eukaryota; Fungi; Basidiomycota; Agaricomycetes; Corticiales; Punctulariaceae. The transcript is spliced from 14 exons. The annotation marks the transcript as partial. Gene Ontology annotation, cellular component: exocyst; cytoplasm. The record is from RefSeq and is a predicted model, not a curated record.